Messenger RNA from Saccharomycodes ludwigii, 3507 nucleotides. It is a transcript of the gene BBC1, whose product is annotated as Bbc1p. The transcript has a single exon. Gene Ontology annotation, molecular function: protein binding. The coding region runs from base 1 to 3507 and encodes 1168 amino acids. The record is from RefSeq and is a predicted model, not a curated record. NCBI's taxonomy places the organism in Eukaryota, Fungi, Ascomycota, Saccharomycetes, Saccharomycodales, Saccharomycodaceae.
AUGUCUGAGCCUACCCCACCCUUCAAGGUAAUCUCUGUUUAUCCUUAUACCUCAGAUUAUGAAGACGACUUGCACUUCGAUAAAGAUGUUGUAAUUACUGUUGAAACAAUUGAAGAUGACGAAUGGUAUUUUGGUACCUAUACCGAUUCCAAUGGUAAUAAUAAUGAGGGUAUUUUCCCUAAAUCCUUUGUUCAAAUAUUUACUGGUACUAAUAAAGUAGAACAACCAAGAACUACUGAAGAAGCACAAGUCAUUGAUGAACCACACAUCGCUGAGGAAUCACACAUCACUGAGGAAUCACAAGUUAUCGAGGAACCACACAUCACUGAGGAAUCACAUAUCACUGAGGAACCACAAGUUAUCGAGGAACAACAUGUUCCUCAUAAAAAUAACCAUAACCCAUUCUUAAGAAACACUGCUGGCUCUAAUACUUCUAGCAGCACCGCUUCUAAUGAAUAUCGGAAAAGUUUCAUUCCAGAUAUUCCUAAAAACUUUAAAUUACCAACCUUUAAUGAAGAAGAUUCUGAAAUUAAAAAUAGUCAGGUUAAACAAAUUUCUGCCAAUGAAUUGCCUAAACAGUCAUUAGCCGAUAAAAUUCAAUCUAUAAAGAGGCACCAAACCGAAGAUGAGUUUGGGACUAGUAAUAAUAAUGAUAAAUCUAACAAUGCAGUUAAUAAUGAUGGUACUGGAUCUGCAAAUGGAUCUAAUAUUGAGGCCAAUAGUGAAUCUAAAAUGUCUUUGAAGGAGAGAAUUGCUAUGUUACAAGCACAACAAAAACUACAAUUGUUAAAAGAACAGGAAUUAUUAAAUAAACAACAGCAAGAGCAACAACAGCAAGAGCAACAACAGCAAGAGCAACAACAGCAGGGAGGGACAGACCCAUCUGAAGUGAUUACUGGUGGUGAAACCGUACAAAAAGAAAUUGAUGGUGAAGAUGAGGGAGACCAACGUACUUUAGAAAUAUCAGAUGUUAAAAUCCAACCAAAAGUACAAGAUACUAUACCACCACCAAUCCCUCAAAAUGGCUCCGCUUCUAUUCCUGACAACUCUCAAAAUAUUGAACGGGAGCAAUCGGCUGUUGAAGGGAACCCCGAAAGUGUUACUCAAGACUCUGAUGCAAAGGAAAGUUUUGAAGAAAAAGAACCAGAAACAGAGCAAGGGCAGAAACAGACUGAAGAAAAUGAAGAGGAAGCUCGCCUUACAGCCUUGCGGGAAAGAAUGGCUAAAUUGGCUGGGGCUGGAAGAUUUGGACUAGGUGCUGGAAAUGCUUUUAAUCCCUUUGGUAUGCCGAUGCCUUCCGCUAAACCUACGAAGCCAAAUACUAAUUAUGUUAGCAAUAAUACUAGACAAAAAGAUGAUGAUGAAAUGACCUCUUUGCCUCAAGCAAUUCCAGUCAUGCCAUUUGCCGAUCCAACUGCGUUAAAUUUAUUAAGCAAAAAGAAAACACAAGAGCAAGUAGAAAGUAAAACAAAAUCUGAUGAGAAAGAACAGGAAAUUAAUGAAGAUGAACCUGAGACACCAACAAUGAGUGAAACUUCGGGCCAUGAAUAUAAAAAGUUAUUGGGUGGUGUUAAUCCACAUGUUCAAAAGGGCAUGCCUUCAAAUACGAUCAACCCAUUAGAUACACCUGGUGAGGAAGCUGAUGUCGAGGAGAAUAUAAUUUUGGAUAGAAAACAAUCUAAUUUAUCUGCUUCUGAAGUUGUUUCACAAAAGAAUAUCCCCGGCUUAGCUUCUGGUACUGUUGAUACAGAUGGAAUAAGUGAAACACUUGAUCCUCUCUUUGCCUCUACAAAAAUUGGGGAUGCACAAGAAGCUGCAGCACCAGCCGUUUCUCAUAUGAUGGAUGAAGUACCAACUAAUACUAUCCAGGAAUCUACCGGAUAUAUUUCCUCUUCUGAAGGUGGUGUAACUUCUGAGGGUAUGGCAAAUGUACCUCUGAAUAAUUUUUCUAAUUCCGGUGCACCACCGAUCCCAAAUACAAACAAAACUUCAGAUAAUCCUGACACUUCAAUGAGUGGGACUGAAGAAGAGGAUGAUGAAUUUUAUGAUUCAAGCGAAAUUGCAUCCAAGCAUAAGGAUUCGAAUAUUUCCGCAAAACAACAUUUUAAUUCACCACCAACGUCAAAUGUAAAUACUGAACAGGCUCAAACAACUGGGGCUGCACCACCACCUCCUCCUCCUCCCCCUUCGCAUCGAUUAAGUUCUACUGCCGGAUCUAUGUCAUUUGCUCACUCUAAGGCACCACCACCUCCUCCUCCAGUUCCAUCGCAUGCACCAGUUCCGCCAACCUUUACAGAAAGUCAGCACGUUCCUGCAGUACCUGCUGUCCAGACCAAAGCAUCAGAAGUUGUUGCACCACCUAUUCCAUCGGGUAUUCCGCCACCACCAGUUCCAUCACAUGCACCAGUUCCACCAACUUCGACAGAAAACCAACAACUUCCUGCAGCACCUUCUAUCCAGACCAAAGCACCGGAAGUUGUUGCACCACCUAUUCCAUCGGGUAUUCCACCACCACCAGUCCCAUCACAUGCACCAGUUCCACCAACCUUUACAGAAAGUCAGAACGUUCCUGCAGUACCUGCUGUCCAAACUAAAGCACCAGAAGCUGUUCCUCCGCUACCAGUUCCAACUUCACCCUCUGGUGCAGCACCACCAAUUCCAGUAAAUGUGCAACAAUCUCCAAUUAAGCGUUCUUCGACCGUUGAAUCGUAUCCCCUAUCUGCCAAGAGCGGGGAUACACCAUGUUGUGCUUAUGAUCCAAGUGAUAAUUCACAAUGGUGGAUGCGUGGUGAAUUGCCCGAAACUUGCAUUAAAGGCAGCAAAUUUAAACAUAUUUAUGAAGUUCAAGAUAUUAAAGUGAAAAAGAGAUUGGGUGAAAUAUGGAGAUUGAGAGACUAUUACAUUUUAUUUGAAGAUUUUUCGCAGUUACAGCUAUCUUUUGUAUUUACUGGAGACUCCUCUAAAAGACCAUUAUUUACUCAAAAAUUUAUACCUUACCAAAACGAUUUGAGCAAGCUUGAAGAGCUUGGAAAAACUAGCAAUAUUCAAAUUUUCCAAAAAACUGUUGGGCUUUUGAAUCAACCUAUUAGUGAGGGUACUAUGGUUACUAAAGUUUUGUCUUCGUUAUUAAAUGAUUUUGCACUAAUUCCAACGAUUGGUAAACGGACUUUUGGUAUCUGUGUUUUCCGUUAUUCCCCAGAAUCCGCUGCUAACAAUCACUUUAAUGAACAGGAUUUGAGUAGAGUUAAGCCGGGUGAUAUUAUAGUGUUAAGAAAAGCUAAAUUUCAACACAAACGUCUUGUUCAUAGUUCAAGCACGAAAGAGGUAGGUGAAAACAACACUUUAUUUAGUGCUAUUGUUACUGAAUACGAUUUUUCUAAAAACAAAUUUAGAGUUAUUGAAGAUAAAGGUGGAAAGGUUGUUCAAAAUAGUUACAAAUUGGCUGAUAUGAAGAGUGGUAAAUUAAGAGUUUUUAGGGCUGUCCCGAGAAGCUUUGUUGGUUGGUAA